Messenger RNA from Colletotrichum scovillei, 1773 nucleotides. RefSeq lists its product as uncharacterized. Bases 928 to 1494 code for a protein of 188 amino acids. The transcript has 2 exons. NCBI's taxonomy places the organism in Eukaryota, Fungi, Ascomycota, Sordariomycetes, Glomerellales, Glomerellaceae. The record is from RefSeq and is a predicted model, not a curated record.
GGGAAACAUACACGUCUGGUGCUGCGGCUCAUCAUUUUGUGUGGCCAUUGUCGCGUUUCGCCGUCGUUGCUCUUUGCUGCAAGUGAAGCCAUCCCCAGCCAUUUCACUAUGCACAAUUCAACCCAUCAGAGUUUACCACGGUCAUCCCAGCCUUCUUUCUCUUUGUGCUUCCCGAUGAGCAACCCACACAGAGUCCACUUGUGGUUUCCUGGGUCCCGUCGAUGGACGACAACCCUGUCCUGUCUCGCCUUGUUCGGUUGCUUCCACCCUCAUCCCACCCAUGUCUGCGACCAGUCCGAAUCUAGCACCAACAGGCCUGCAGGCAAGCGAACAUGAAUGAUGUGGUUUGGUCUGAGGAUCUGGUCGGGGAUUCUGUUCAAGGCCUGGCUGAUCAAGGUCGGCGGCACAACUGUUCAAGGCCCAAAAGAAGUCCCAGGUCGGGUUUCCCUGCUUCACCCAGGCGCCCCGCAUACAGCCUGCCCACCUCACCACCAAUACGACCCCCGGUAACCAAGCUACCAACCCUCUGCUUUCUUGAAAACCCAGUGACGGUGCCGUCACGGCACCCCUCGUCGAGAUGAUGUCGUGCAAAAUCGCCAUUCUUGGCAUCACUGCUGUCACCGACUCGUAGCUGUAGCACACAAUGUCCUGUGUACGUCGUACCUAGUCGUACGGUCUGGGCUUUGCCCGUCACGCAGACCCUCACUCCCGUCUUGUAGUAUAUAUCUCCCAUCCAGUCUCUUUCAAAUCAAGAGUCUUCUUUUGCUCUUCAUUCGCAACAACAAGUUCAGAACAUCUCAAUCCUACUUCCCGCCUCAUCUCAUCAACAAGAGCCUCAGCUUUCGAGCUAAACCAGUCGCUUCUUUUCCCGAUCUCUCAUCAACGGCUCUUACGCUUCUUCUCUCCAAAAAACACCAACAAGCCAAAAUGCGUUCUUUCGCCAUCCUCUCCGCUGCCGGCCUCGCCGCCGCCCAGUUCACCUCCAUCGUCAUCACCGACGGCAUCACGGCCACCGUGACCCUUCCGGUCUUCCCUGAGCCCACCGCCACGGCCAUCGUGACCGAGACCGUCCCCUUGACCACCGUCACGGCUUCCCCCGAGCCUUCGGCCUCCACCACCGUGACCGUUCCGGAGGGCACCACCACCGUCUCCGAGGGCCUCACCACCGUCCCGGGAGGAGGCUUGACCACCACCACCCAGGUCGUCGUCAGCGACCCUCCUGUGACCGUGACGACUGCCAUCAUCGUCCCCACUGGAACCGACCCCGUCGAGACUCUGCCUACCAUCACGGACUCUGCCAUUCCUUCCAUUACCGCCGUCAUCCCUCCCAUCAUCAACACUACUCUCUCAACCCUCACCCAGACGUACUUCACCUCAUCUCCCAACGCCACCACCACCGGCCCCGUCACCGUGCCCACCGCUGCCGCCGACAAGGUCCAGAGCUCUGCUGCUGGCCUCAUUGCCUUUGGUAUUGCCAGCUUCUUCCUUCUGUAAAGGGAGUUUUCUGAGAUUCGGGACUCGGAAAGCAUGAUGGAAUAAUGGGUUUACGCUUGAAUGAUGAUAAGGGCGGUGCACAGACACACACACACACACACUUACUUGACACGGGAUUCAUGAGGAAGCAAAACAGCACUUGCUUUGGACAUGUAUUAUGACUCCUUUUAACGGCUUGGAGCAACGGCGUUGGAUAUUCUGCAUACGAUGAUGAAGCAUGGUCAUCAUAAGAUAGCAUUAAUACUGCUAAUUAAUUUUCCAAAUAAAUACUUUCACAUA